Hydra vulgaris (swiftwater hydra) is the source of this 1770-nucleotide messenger RNA. Its product is annotated as mucin-2. The record is from RefSeq and is a predicted model, not a curated record. Gene Ontology annotation, biological process: establishment of protein localization to organelle. Gene Ontology annotation, cellular component: plasma membrane; lysosomal membrane; late endosome membrane. Lineage: Eukaryota; Metazoa; Cnidaria; Hydrozoa; Anthoathecata; Hydridae.
UUUUUAAUUCUUUUUUGCAGAUGCUUAUUAAAUAGCUUUAACUUACAAAAGUUAACGAGUAAUUCUAUCGUUGCUAUUACUGCCGUUGUUUUGGUUAAUUUUUCUAAACUAUUAGUUGAUAUCGUCAAUUUAUUGUUUAGAAUUCUUGAACAUAAUAUCUUAAUCAAGUUUUAUACAAAAUAAUUUAAAAGUUCUAAAAAAAAAUGUUCGAUAAAAUUUUUGUUAUAGCUUAUGCAACUUUGGCUUUAUCUGCGACCAAUGUCACAAUUAUGACACCGAUAUCAACAAGUGUUGCAUCUUCAACUCUUUUAGAACCAAAUCUAACGAGUAGAGUAUAUACAACUGUUUUACAUCCAAAUCUUACUAGUAUUAUACGUACAACUGUUUUACAGCCGAAAUUAACAAGCAUUUUUUCAACGACUGCAUUACAACCAAAGUCAACGAACGUUGCAUCCAUUUCUGUACUACAGCCUAAUUCAACAAGCAUUGUAUCUACCUCUUCAUUACAGCCAAAUUCAACAAAGGUUGUAUCUACUUCCGUAUUACAGCCAAAUUCAACAAGUAUUGGACCAGCAACUACAUUACAGCCAAAUCUAACGAGUACCAUAGUUACAACUGUAUCACAGCCAAAUCUAACAAGUAUUAUACUUACAACUGCAUUACAGCCAAAUCUAACGAGUACCAUAGUUACAACUGUAUCAAAGCCAAAUCUAACAAGUAUCAUACUUACAACUGCAUUACAGCCAAAUCUAACGAGUACCAUAGUUACAACUGUAUCAAAGCCAAAUCUAACAAGUAUCAUACUUACAACUGCAUUACAGCCAAAUCUAACGAGUACCAUAGUUACAACUGUAUCAAAGCCAAAUCUAACAAGUAUCAUACCUACAACUGCAUUACAGCCAAAUCUAACAAGUAUCAUACUUACAACUGCAUCACAGCCAAAUGUUACAAGAGUUUUAUCUACCACUAUAUCAAACCAAAAUAUCACAAGUAUUAUAUAUACUACCGUUUUAUAUCCAAAUAGAACUUCAAUAACUUCCACUAGUACUAUUAAACCUUCUUAUGUUACAUCUUCAAAUGUUACAUAUGUAGUCAGCAGUUCAGUGCCUUCUCCAACACCAACAACAGGUCCACCAAUGGUGCACUACCAGUUUCCAGAAAAUAACUCGUGCAUUAAACUUGAAAGUGAAAUAGGAAUUAAAGUUCCAAACAUUUCUCAGACUGUUUGGUUAGAUCAAAGUGCUUCCGUAAAUGGAUCUUGUGGAUUUAUUAGGUCUUUCAUCACACUUUAUUACUUAUCUCCUUUAGAAAUAAUACUCACCAUGAACUUUUACGCUAGUGCAAGUACAUGGAGUUUAACCAAUAUUACAGCGAACUUAGGUAAUACAUCUUUAAAAUUAUGGAGUGUUCAGGAAUCAAUUUUAAAUGUUCCUCUUAAUAAUUCUUAUCAUUGUGAAAACGGCCUAGAAUAUGAUCUUGUCUCUGGCAAUUACAGAGUUACCAUUACUUUUAAACAACUCGUUAUUCAAUCGUAUAUAAACAAUGGAUUGUAUGAUAAAUAUAAAACGUAUUGUUCUAAACCUGUAUCGCCAGUAGAAUCAAGUAGUAUUGUACCUAUAGCUGUCGGUGGAGCGUUAGCCGGUCUUAUUGUUAUUGUUCUUAUCGGGUAUUUAAUCGGUAGAAGACGUAGUGGUCGUGGAUAUCAAAAACUUUAAAUUCUUUUUUUAAACUUUUUGUUAUCCAUUAUUUUGUUUAUUGGUCUAAAUUUAA